UCAACGUCAGUGUCACUUGAAGCAAAAUGCCGGCCAGCUGUAUCGUCCACCUGCAUCCGCCAUGACACCUAUUGCAAUCUGAAAAGUUUUGGGGUUGUUGCUCAUAGACUUGUUGCCAGGUUAGAUUGGACGUGUUGAAGUUAUAACCAUUAGACGACUUUGAGACCUGGUGGAUCGUACAAGUGUAAUAACAAUCCGCAUUAUCGUUGGCAAUCCAUUCCGAAGCCGUGGGGCUCUUUUGCGGAGAGAAGAAAUUGAUCGAAAAUGAAAUUGAUCGUUACGAUUCUCGUUGUGAUGAUUACCACCUGUUUAGUCGCCCACCACCAAGGCCCAGUCGUCGACGAUCAAAACAACGAAAGCAACAACACUGAAAACCACCACGUCCAAAUCGGCACCAUCGACAACCACUCGCAAACUGACAACCACACGCAAGCCGAAUGUAACCACAACCAGAAUUGUCACACGACUAAACCGACGACCAAUCCUGCAAUAUUUUCAUUUUGUCGGGACACGAGUUCAUCGGCAGCCACUGGCCAAAUUCAGCUCAAUAAAACUUCACAGACCAGCACGUCUUCGUGCGUCUUUGAUAUCGUCGUACCGCCCUGCCAGCAGAUUCAGUUCUCCUGCUCUGCAAUCUCCUUCAAUAACUACACCAGUAAAAUGGCCUUCUUUGAUGCGACUGAAAGUGACUGGCCCCUACCCGUACUAAACAAGAUUUAUUACUCAAUGGCCAAUACUUUGUCCGUGUAUUCUGAAUUUAUAGGAUCUGACGGCUUCAAUUGCAAAUGGAAUAAUACCAUGCCCAACGAGAACACCACAAAGUUUAAACUGUGUCGACACGGACAAGCCACGUCGGCCAAUGGCACCAUUCAACCCAUGGCUGGCAAUUCUACGCCGAGACAAUGUUCCUUUUCCAUCGUGGCAGCCCCAGGAUAUCAGAUUGAAUUUUAUUGUUCGGCCAUCAAUCUCAAAAGCUAUGACAGUAUUUUUCAAGUUGCUGGAACCACUUCCAUAUUAAGUUCGGGUGAUGUAGUCGAAGCAAACAAGCCUUAUUUUUCUACUGCUGAAAAUAAGGUGGUCAUUGCGUCGAAUCUCGGCAAAGGCGAAUGGAUUGAUUGCAAGUGGACGACUUAA
Messenger RNA from Daphnia pulicaria, 1134 nucleotides. RefSeq lists its product as uncharacterized. The transcript has 5 exons. The coding region runs from base 265 to 1134 and encodes 289 amino acids. Lineage: Eukaryota; Metazoa; Arthropoda; Branchiopoda; Diplostraca; Daphniidae. The record is from RefSeq and is a predicted model, not a curated record.